CCGUCCCCCUCUCACCCAUCUGUGUGUGAACGCAGGAGCUUCAGUGUUCAGUGUGUGUUUGACUGGAUGUGAGUGUGGAUCAUGCAGGAGUGUGUUCAGAGCCACUGCAGCGCCCAGCUGGAGUUUGUUCAGAUCCUGGUGAUCGUGGUGGUGAUGAUGAUGAUGGUGGUCGUGAUCACGUGUUUGCUGAACCACUACAGACUCUCUGCGAGAUCCUUCAUCUCUCGACACGGACGAGCGCGCAGACGCCUUCCCCUGCCGUCGGAGGGGCUGUGGUCCUCUGAUGCUCCAGGGUCUUCUGCUGCCGUCACUGAGCAGGUGUACAGUCCUCGGCCCUCGUCCCUCCAGCGCUCGCGUGUGAGCCGCUUCCAGCCCACGUACCCGUACCUCCCGCACGCCACCAUCGACCUGCCGCCCACCAUCUCGCUGUCGGACGGGGAGGAGCCGCCGCCGUACCAGGGCCCGUGUUCCCUCCAGCUGCGGGACCCCGAGCAACAGCGGGAGCUGAACCGGGAGUCCGUGCGCGCGCCGCCCAACCGCACCGUGUUCGACCGCAUCACGGCCCCGCCCGCCUACUGCGAGGUCAUAGGUCACUGCUACCACCCGGGGCCGCACACACACACGCAGCUCAUCCAGAUCAGCCGGACGGACACGCGCGACAAAGACAAGCUCCACGCACAGCCGGUCUGAUGACGUCAGCGGCCG
Molecule: messenger RNA, 705 nt
Organism: Rhinichthys klamathensis goyatoka
Lineage: Eukaryota; Metazoa; Chordata; Actinopteri; Cypriniformes; Leuciscidae
Gene: pmepa1
Product: prostate transmembrane protein, androgen induced 1
Exons: 4
Coding region: 82-690 (202 amino acids)
Biological process (GO): negative regulation of transforming growth factor beta receptor signaling pathway
Cellular component (GO): early endosome membrane; Golgi membrane
Molecular function (GO): R-SMAD binding
Source: RefSeq, a predicted model, not a curated record